UCUCUCUCUAAAUAGAUGCCCUAAUCUUUUCCAGCAGAAUGCCUUCAUAAAAAUUUCGAAUCUCUUACUCACUCAUCUAUUUAUCGAUUCAUCUCUCUAUACAAAAUGCCCUAAUUUUGAUUUUGAUUUUCUAAACAGAAUGUCUCUAUUUUGAAUAUCCCUCAACGAAUCUAUUUAUCGAUUCAUCUCUCUCGAUUUCGAUUUCGAAAUUUAUGUUUCGCUCCACCGCCAUCACCAUCUGCACCAACAAGGUAGGUGAGCUCUCUCUCUCUCUCUCUCAGCCCUCUCUAAAUGCUUAUCAUUCGCAGAGAUUCAAAUCGGUUUUGAUUUCGAAGCUCCACUGCCAUCACCAUCUGCACCAUCGUCUACUAAGUGACUACUUGUUCAAGCUUUUGCUGAUUAGAGAUUCUGGAGUUGGAAAAUCAUGUCUUCUUUUGAGAUUUGUUUUCCUCUUUUUUGAUCCCUUCAAUUUUGUUUUUCUAGAAUGGCCAUCAAAGAAGUUGGUUUAUCUGAUGCUGCAUUGGACGCAUUGGUGCAGUGUUUUUCCAAAAAACCUUCUGAAAUCAAGAGAUAUGAACCACCAUCAAACAUCUCAUACAGGAGAGAUAUACGAAGUUCUUAGUAAGGGAGAGAAUUCUGUGGAGGGCCCUGGGAAUUCAUUUCUUGAUAAAGAUCUUGAAGCAACUCUUGAUUCUUUUCACAACCUAUUUUGUCAUCGAUGUCUUCUCUUUGAUUGUAGGCUGCAUGGAUGUUCCCAGGAUCUUGUCUUUCCAGUAAGUUGGUUGCUUGAUUUUGGUUAUCAUUGUUAUAAAAAUUGUAGUUGUCUGCUAUUGCUGAGGACUUUUAUUCAGUAAUUUAUCAAUUGUCAAGCUGAGAAACAACUUUCAUGGAGCUUUCCAGAUGAGGAACAUAUACCAUGUGGUCCGCAUUGUUAUAAACUAGGAAGGGUGACUAUUUAAAAUAACAUUCAGUAGCUUGAACUUCUCAUAUUUAUUUUUGUUAUCUAUUCACUACACAUCUUUUAUUGGCUUUGUUUUUAUUAUUAUUAUGUUUUACAAUUGGCAGAGACCGAGAGGAUUGAAGGCCAUGGAAAGCAGCAUGGAGAGCGAUUCAGAAUGACAAUGAAGGAUGGAUGGGGGUUGGUGUUUUGGUUCACUUUCUUCAUAUUUUGUGUUAAAAUCCUUUGGAUUUUUAUUUCUUCUUUUUUCUUUUUUUCCUCUGAUCUGACUGGGGGGUGGGGUGUUUUGGUUCACUUUCUUCUUAUUUUUUGUGUUAAAUGGGGGAGUGGUGAGAGAGAAGAGGGUAAUGUUAUUUUGUUGCUAUGUAUAUAAGGUAGUAAUUUUUUGAUUGAGAAUUGUAAAUUCAAUUUUGGAUAUGUUAU
Camellia sinensis is the source of this 1381-nucleotide messenger RNA. Lineage: Eukaryota; Viridiplantae; Streptophyta; Magnoliopsida; Ericales; Theaceae. The record is from RefSeq and is a predicted model, not a curated record.